UUGGGAUUUAAUUCUGUGACUAUUUGUCUUUCUACUGUUGUCUGGUUUGUUCCUGUUCUUGUUGAAUUCGAAUCACAAUGCUUUGCCAACACUGCCAGCGCAUGUUUCGCGCCCCCGAGUGGGCCGCCCAUCAUACAGACACUGCAUCUCUCCGCGAUGCUUCUGCCAAUGGGUGUGCCAUCUGCCAUCCGUUCAUGCAGCAUCUGGUCGAGAAAUACAGCGACCCCGCCAACGUGUUCACCAGUCCCAUGGGUUAUCGCGUCUACCAAGACGAAAAGCACGCGCAGGUCCUAGUGGACCUGGACUUCACGGAGGACGGAAACGACGUCCUGGAGUGCCAGACUUGGAUGGCCAUCCCCAGCGCCGACGUCACCUUUAACCCGGCCAUUCGGGAGAGACAGUCGCUCCCGCUGCAAGACGCCAUCGCAGCAGCCAAACACUGGUUGACCGAGUGUCGGGAGGGCCAUGACCGGUGUCCUAAAACUCCGCAGCCUGCUUUCUACCCGGACUAUUUGCUGGAGAUCGAUGGGUCGACGGUGCGAUUGGUCUCCUCGGCUGAAAAGCAGAUUUCAGACGCCUACGUGGCAGUCAGCUGCUGUCGCGGAGCAAACCCGCCGACGAUUGCCGACAUAAAGCAACUCCAAAGCGGCCUCGCUCUCACUGAACUUCCGAUCGCCUUCCGCGAAGCAGCCCAUCUCGUUCAGGGCCUCUUCAUCCGCUACCUAUGGAUCGAAACCUUCUGCACGCCGCCCGAAACCCAGACUCAAGCACAACAAGUCUACACCAACUGUCUCUUCAACCUUUCCCUCGCGAGAUCCACAACCCCGAACGAGAGCUGCCUCGGCGCAUGUCCUUCGCACGCAAAGCUCCCCUUCGAGAUCGAGACCAAGGGCCUGAUCGGAGAAGAAGGCACCAGUGCCGAAGUCACAGCCACCGUGGUCCCAUGGGACUAUUUCGAAAGGUCGCUCUAUCACCAGCCGCUGGGCCGCCGCGCCGACAGCGUACAGGAGCAGUUCUGGUCUCCGCGCGUUCUCAGCCUCGGUCUGGGAGAGCUGUUCUGGAGCUGUGCGCAGCUGCCGAACGCCAGCGAGUCUCUUCCGCGGGGGCCGGCGCAUCUCGCUGAGGAGUUUGGGCUACGGCAGAAGACGAUCCCGGAUGGUUCUGAUCAGGAGAAGUUGGAAGAGUACUGGUGGCAGGCUCUGGAGGCGUAUACUGACGGCGAGCUGGAUCGGCCGGAAGCCGGUCGAUUGGUCGGGGUUUCGAGCAUCGCGGGUCAAUUAGCACCCGUUCUAGACGAUGUGUAUAUUCACGGGCAUUUCGCGAAAACGCUACCGUGGAGUCUCAAUUGGCAGGUGGAGUAUCCGCCGCUGGAAGAGAAGCGAGGUGUCCGACGAGCGCGCAAAGGAGACGCGCAGACGCAUGAUACGCCGUCCUGGAGCUGGGGAUCGAUGGAUGGCACGCUGUACUUCUUCCAGUUGAGGGAGUGCACGAGUUUAGCCGACGUCGUGGAUCCGACUAGCCUGGCGGAGACUGAGUCCUUGAAACUUGCUAUCAAGACCUUCUGUAUGCAGGUGGGCUGGGCGGAUGGAAAACCCGUCAUCCAGCAUGAGUUCUGGAAGGAUGGCGAGCAGUUUCACUGGCUCAAUGUCAAUCUCGACGAUGAGCGGUUCACGCCCAAGCCCGGCGCGCGGCAUUUGCUGGUCGCGCUGAUCGAGGACGACUGGCUAGGGAAAUGGGAGGGAUUGUUGGUGGAGGAAGUCAAGGCCGAUGGAGAGGCUGGACCGGUUUAUCAGAGGAUUGGACAUUUUAUUAUGGAUCGAAAGCAAGGCGACGAGGAGCGAGAGUGGAAAGAGGACUAUAGGUUGAUGUCGGGAGAACGACGGGAGAUUAUACUGGUGUAGGACUGCCU
Molecule: messenger RNA, 1909 nt
Organism: Aspergillus steynii IBT 23096
Lineage: Eukaryota; Fungi; Ascomycota; Eurotiomycetes; Eurotiales; Aspergillaceae
Exons: 1
Coding region: 78-1901 (607 amino acids)
Source: RefSeq, a predicted model, not a curated record